Messenger RNA from Hypoxylon trugodes, 2437 nucleotides. Its product is annotated as Ima1 N-terminal domain-containing protein. The coding region runs from base 177 to 2321 and encodes 714 amino acids. Gene Ontology annotation, cellular component: nuclear inner membrane; mitotic spindle pole body; chromosome, centromeric core domain. The transcript has 3 exons. NCBI's taxonomy places the organism in Eukaryota, Fungi, Ascomycota, Sordariomycetes, Xylariales, Hypoxylaceae. Gene Ontology annotation, biological process: nuclear inner membrane organization. The record is from RefSeq and is a predicted model, not a curated record.
GUUUUAACGUUCUGAUUUAUGCAGGAUUCAGCCCAAACUUGCCCACCACAAUUUUUUAAGUCGAAGCAUACCUAAGCUUUCUGACUCAGAAUUGCGAUUCUUUACUAUAAAUCUGUCCAAUUUUAUUUCAUUCCUGAUCCGGAUCUUCUUCGAUUGCGUGUUCAACCUCUUCAAUCAUGGCGACCUUACGGUCGAGGAAGUAUCUAAGUUGCUUCUACUGCGGAAAACGAUCCAAGUUGCGAUUUGAAGGCCAGAAAUCAUUCGACUGUACCAACUGCGAUGCAACUAAUUGGUUGGAUGAACAUGGAGAUAUUACCGAUCCUCCCUCGACGACGUCAUCCGUUGAGCGCACUCAAAUCCAAUUCGCUAUUCCUCGAGCGGCGGUCCGUUCCCCAACACGAUCGAUGUCACCGGACGGAGUGGGUUCCGAAGAAUCCGUUUUCUGCGAUGCAUGUUUAAGAAACCAACACAUGCUCACGAGUUCCCUUGCACAAUUUGAAUGGCCCGAAGAUCAGAGCGGCCCCGAGUAUUUGGCCCGAGAAAAGAAGUAUUGGGCGCUCCGAAAGGAUCUCGAAAAGCGAUACCCUCAAAUGUGCGCGGAAUGCGAGCCCAAGGUGGAAAAGAAGCUGCAUGAGGCUAGCUACACAGCACAAACAGACCAUCUACGCCGGAUGAUGGACCGCACACGAUCACAGCGAAAAGAUGUGAAGAAACGAGACAUUCUCGAUAUCUUUGACUAUGCGGGAAAGUGGAGUUGGUAUCUUGGUUUUAUUCUUCAGAUCGCAUGGCACGUUGCUGUGAUCUGGCCCGUUUUCGCGCAACAGUAUACCCUUGGUGGAACGGACUCUUGGAUAGCUACGGCUCUGAAAAACGUACAACAAAUUGGCGAUAUUUGGUUGCCUCCAGCAGACCGACUCAUGAAGUGGGCAAUUAAUUCAGGGUUGUGUUCGCUGCCAUGGAAUCCACGCUUCAAGCAAACCAUUCGAGGUUUUACGGCGCAUUAUCUCGGGUUCAAGCAAUGGUACACAUACCAACUACUCAUACUAUUGGUACGGUACGUUGGUCUCUCGAUGGCGCAGUAUAGCUCUCAGAAGGGACUGUAUGUGUCAGCACAAUUGGGGGCACAGAUUGCCAUAGUGAUCAUAACGGCCUACAUAUAUCACGCGUCGGGAAAAUCUAUUCGUACGGAUACGUCGCCUCUUUUUCGACGUCCAGAGAUGAAACGUUCGCCGAAACCUACGACAAGAUCAAGGUCGCCGAACGAUCAAAAUGAUCUUGGAAGCAUUCUAGAUGAGAUUUCCCGGGGCUCAAACACCUCCCACCCGGCUAUCGAGGAUAGUGAGCUUUUUAGUGGAAGCAGCGGACUACAUGAAAAUCAGCUUACCGAAUCUCGUCUCGGGUCUCUGCGUUUGUCCGAGCCUGCGGAGCCCGCUGUGGUCGAAAAGCCGGCACCUCGGAUCGUCCACUAUGAGUCCGAAAUGGACUGGACGCCGUCUGCUUCACAGCAUCGAGCAUUUAGCUCAUAUAAUCCAUAUAGGGUCAAAAACACCAACCCUCGUUUCAGCGACGCCCCCCUGGAACCGAAACCUGGUCCAAUCUGGUAUAAAGUUCCUCCAGCACCCACUAAUCCAGCGCAAAGACUACGCAAUCCUCCUAUGCGUCCAAUUAUUAGGGAGAGUCCGAAGGAGAAGAAAGAGAACUUUUUUCAAAGCUCUACUAGAGGACCUCUUGACAUAGGAUCGUCAACACAAGGAAAAGGUCUAUCGGAUGUUAACUUUGCCGAACCGAAGUUCUUCGCACCAGAAGAUAAAAACGAUCCGAGGGAUAACCUCUCGCGUAUGUUCGCGAACUCCUUCAGCAUCAGUCCUAGUCCGGACGAGGAUGCAUUCCGGGGUUCAAGACGUACAGUCACCAAUUCUAUCUUCAAAACUAGCCAGGGCACGGCGGGCAAGCAGAAAUAUCGCACUCCACGCCUUGCAGAGUUGUUCGUGCUUGCUGGUGCGCUUUACGCAUGGAUCUCGGCUCUAGGUACAAGUGAUCAAUACGGCCCGAGCCUUGCCCUCGCUUCGGUCAUAGCAUGUUUAAUCGUUUCGAUACGACUUGCUGCAGAUCUACAAUAUGAGGUUCAGAUGAGAGAAGGGAAGCAGCCAUCGAUUUUUACGCCGUCAUUGGCGAAUUUGGGAUUUGCGCAAGUGAUAUCUUCUCUCGUUCUUGCAUGGAACAUAUGGUCGUAUAACGGGACGGAUAUCCCGUGCCAUACAUACGGCAGCGUCCACUUCGCGACUGUGAUUAUUCAUCACAUGUGGCACACAUUUGUAUAAAAGGCGGUGGCAAGAUUUGGGUACCAUUGGCUACAUCGAGUCAAGGAUUCGUAUAGCGUGGCUUGUUAGAUCGGCGCUGGUUAAUGCACUCACGGCUCGGAGUUGUUGAAGGAAAG